UUUUAUUAUAUGGUUUUAAAAUAUAUUUUUAUAGUUAAAAAUAUCAAAAUAUAUUAAAUAUUUCAAGUUUCAAGUUUUUUUCUAUAGAUUCUUUAAUGAGUCAAUUUAUCUCGAUACAAGUUGGACAAUGUGGAAACCAAAUCGGUUCAGUAUUUUGGCCUUUGGCACUACACGAAUAUGGUAUACAAACAAUGAAUACUGGAAUAAAUUUACUUAAAACACAACGAAAUCAUAUUAAAAAUAUAAAUGAUCUAUCUAAUGCAUUUGAUAGUUUUUUUGUUAUACCUGACAAUUCACCCAAAGAUUUAUGUUUUAAAAGUAUGUCUGAUUUAAGAAAAGCUAAGGUCAAAGCCAGGGCAAUAUUGAUAGAUAUGGAGGAUAGUGUUAUAGGAGAAAUGAGAAGAGGUCCUGUACGUGAUUUAUUUGAUCAGACUUGUAUUGUAACAAAUUAUCCAGGAUCUGCAAAUAAUUGGGCUGUAGGUUAUUAUACUCAUGGCACAGAAUAUUAUGAUAAAUUGGAAGAUAAUAUCAGACGUAUGGCAGAGAAAUGUCCUAGAUUACAUGGUUUUUUAACAAUGCAUUCCCUUGGCGGUGGUACUGGAUCUGGAUUAGGAACAGCUGUUUUAAAGUUACUAGCUGAUAAUUAUCCUACAAUAGAUAGAUUAGUAUCAUGCAUAUAUCCAAUUGUUAUGCAAGAUGUUGUUACAGCCCCAUAUAAUGUGUUAUUGGCAACACGAGAACUUAUAGAUUAUGCAACUUGUGUUUUUCCUAUUGAAAAUGAAGCGCUUGUAGAUAUAUGUAAUGCACAAUUAAGGAAUAUGGAUCAAAUAAAUUAUAAUAUUUCAUGUAAACCAUUUCAGGAUAUGAAUAGUAUUAUUGCAAAUAUACUUCUUCAUUUAACUAGCGGAUCUAGAUUUCCUGGUAAUUUGAAUAUGGAUAUGAACGAAAUAGCAACAAAUCUUGUACCAUAUCCGAAAUUACAUUAUAUAUUUAGUAGCGUUAGUCCAAUAACAUUAUCUGCGCCUACAAUAUGCAAUAUACAAGGAAGAAAACUUAUAGAUGAAAUAUUUAUCAAUGCAUGGUCACGAAACAAUCAAUCGAUCAAACUAGAUCCACUACAAACAGGUUCUAUGAUUUUAAGUGCUGCGCAUAUUGCUAGAGGAGAUUGUUCUGUAAAUGAUUUAAAACGAAAUAUUGAAAAAUUUCGGAAAAAAGUUACAUUCGCAAAAUGGGGUACUGAAGCUAUGAAAGUGGGUUUAUGUUCUGUACCUCCAGCUGCACAUUCUACCUCAUUAUUAUGUCUUUUAAAUUCUUCCUCAAUGAUAUCAUUAUUUGAAAAUAUCAUAAAACAAUUUACUAGAUUAUAUAAACGAAAGGCACAUGUACAUCAUUAUACGCAAGUACGUGGUUUCGAAGAAACGCAUUUUAUCGAUUGCAAAGAAAUGAUUUUAAAUUUAAUCACACAAUAUACAAAACUACAAAAUCAAAAUGAAAUAAAUGUUUCUCGAUUACAAAUCCUUUAAUUUUUACAUAAUU
Molecule: messenger RNA, 1536 nt
Organism: Apis laboriosa (Himalayan honeybee)
Lineage: Eukaryota; Metazoa; Arthropoda; Insecta; Hymenoptera; Apidae
Product: tubulin epsilon chain-like
Exons: 9
Coding region: 96-1523 (475 amino acids)
Biological process (GO): mitotic cell cycle; microtubule cytoskeleton organization
Cellular component (GO): microtubule; cytoplasm
Molecular function (GO): structural constituent of cytoskeleton; GTP binding
Source: RefSeq, a predicted model, not a curated record